GCUUUUGCAGUUUUUAAUAUUGUUGAACGACAGAACGCUUCCGUUUCGCUGGCAGUGCGUAAUGUUUUGAACUGCUUUAGUUUGCUUACCUGGUGAAAAAUGUGCUUAAAUUGUUCAGAUUUUCCGCCCGAUUUCGUUGGCCAUUCGUUUAUACGCCUGCAUUGACGAGGUCGAACGAGCAUUAACACCCUCGCAGCAACAAACUGCACUUCAUACGGAUAAGACAGCCGUGUCCGGCAAGCCAACAGCAUCUCGAUAUCCUGGUUUCCGCCUCCUCCGCGGCUGUACAUUUCAUUUCGCUCCGCGGGCAAAAACGAAUCGCGUGCGGGUAAUAACAAACCCAAGUAACCGUAAAUAUUUAAAACUAAUUCGCAAUCUGCGCACUUAAAUACCUGUUGGUAUAUUAUCAGAACCGAGAAACACGAACAAUGAGUGCAAGGAAACGCGCGAAACAAUAACAUUAAUUCAAAAACUUAAACAUUUCUGCGAUUUCGAUUAAAACAAAAGUGAUCGAAGAAUAUACAUAUAUAAAGCACAAAUCGGGCCAUCGAGAACAUUACAAAUUGUCAAAUAGUUUUGUGAAAAGGGGGAAUACAAAAAAAUACUAAAGCCGGUGCGGAUUGUAAAAUGCCAAAAACUUUUGUGCGCCUCAACGUACAAACAUUGUAAAGACUAGAAUAUAACUUCGAUUUCCGCUGGUAAAAAUUAAGAAACACAAAUCCAUAGCUCUUAGCCUAAACGACUCAAAAUGCUGCCAUUGUCGAUGGCCAGUGCGGAGGCCAAGCAGCUCCAGCGCAAUAUAUCAUUGUCCAUGUCGCCAGCGAAUGGAGGAGCCAUCUCUCCAUCUACCGUGAAUGGCAAUGGUGUUGCCUGCGCCUCCGGCGGAAAUCCAAACCCCAACAGCCUCCUCACACUGGCUCCGCGCAAGGAGGAGCUGCGCUUCCUGCCCCUCGCACCCAUGGGCGGCAACAAGACCUGCAACAUCACCAUCAGCAAUGUCCAGCCAAUGAAAUCCAAACUGAAGACGGUCAACAUAGUGCCAAAUUCCAUAAAGUCCGCUGGAGCUGGUGCCACUGCCGGAGCAACAGAUGCUCCCCUGUUCCAGCUGUUGCCAUCGCCCAUUAAUCCCAGCCAACCGUUGGUGGCCAUACUGGCCCCCAAUUGCAAGACCACGCUGCUCGGCGGAGGUGCAUCCAAUGCCCAACCGGUGGUCAUACGCUCCGGAACACCUUUGCAGAAGAACAGCCUUACCGUUGACACCAGCAAGAAGCCCAUCCAGCCAGGAGGAUCGGCUGCAGCAGUCGCCGUGGGAGGCGGAACUGGAGGAGCACCUUUAACGCUCAUGGGCAAAACGGCCGUUCCACCGAAAAUACAAACUGCGGCACCUGUCCAGAUUCCCAGCACGGGUCCGGGUGCGCAGGUCUCCCUGCUGGCCAAUCCCCUCAAGCCACGUGCUCCACUCAUACUCAGCAAGGUGGCGGUGGACAAGCUGCGUCUAAAGUUCAGCCAGGUCAAGAGCAACCCGAAUGCACUAGUUCUCGGCAAGGCGAAUAAUGUGAAGAAACUUCUGACAUCGCCGAACUCCAGUGGCGAGGAUAAGACCAGGAGCACCCAGAACCACAACAAACUGAAUACUAGUGCCAGCCAACUAAAGCCAGUUGUUGCACCCAAAGCGGCGAUGCCCAUUGGCACGGAGGAGCCGACCACUAAUAAUAACAAAAUGAGUCUGAUUAAGGCGAAGCACGCGGCCAUCAAGACAGUGCCGCUGCCCAACCAGGAAGCGCCCAUUGUGCCGGCAGUGGCGCCUGUUGUUACAGCUCCAGAGAAGGUCGACGUUAAGCCCACUGCAAAGCCCUCAAUCAAGACAACACCCAAACCAACUCCUAAACCUCUGGAGAUUUCCGUAAAUGGACCAGCCAAGGAGAAAAAGGCGCCUGCCAAGGAGCAGAAACAGAAGGCAAUGGACAAACCACCGUUGGUCAAGGAAAUCACUCAACGCCCGCCAUCUGGGCCCAAGGGAUUGCCCAAACUGAAACGCUCGAAGUCCUUCGUGUCCAACCAUCCCACUUCGCUAGUGGCCAACAACGAGCGACGUCACUCGGUGGCCAUUAUGGCCAAGGAGGUGGAUGUGAUCGAGCAGCCCAAUGCGCCAAUCGAGACCAUCACCAUUGAAGAUGAUGAGAGCGAGGAGGAGCAGCAGAAGCCGAAAAUGAAGGAGACGCCGAAGCAGAAGCCGGAAAAGGAGACGCCGAAGCAGAAGCAGAUCACCAUGCCCAUUCUGCCCGCAGGGAUAACCAUUUCCACCACCACCAGUACGGCCAAGAAGAAGGCAGUGAGGAAGAACUCCUCCGUGACGACAAUCUCUUCUAGUUCCAGCGACAGUUCGUCCAACAGCGAUGUGGAGGAGGUGCCGGCCAAGAAAACCGAGAAGGAACUCAGCCGGCUGCCUGGCAUAAGCAUCAUCAAGGCGGAAUCUCUGCCACUGAGCAGGGAGGACUUUGAGCGCUCGUUGCGCUGCGAUGAGCAGGUGCCCCAUACUCCGCCCAAGUCCUCCGCCUCAUCCUCUUGCGGCUCUUACGCAUCGGAAAAGUCGCCGCCGCCCAAACUCGCCGAUCCGAAGCCAUCAAGUCCACCUGCAAGAAAUGGCAGGAAAGCCAACGACCAUGAUGCGUACCCACCUCCUGGCAGCAAGACCAAUGACUUUAAAAAGAGCAUGAUACAGAACCUGAACAUGCUGAAAUGGCGCGGCCAGCAGCCGGCCAACCUGCAGAACUCCACCGUCCGGUUCGAGCUGAAUGAGUUCAAUUUUCUGCAGAUAAACGAACGCUGCCAGCCACGCCAGGGUCCAGCUGCAUACUUCGAGCUGCCUCUGUAUGAUCGUCCCGGCCGCAGGCCCUCGGACUGCAUCCAUCCGCUGCUGUACUUGUGCCAGCGUUGCAAUUGCCACGGACCCGCCGCCGACUUCCUGGCACCACAUUUCUGCUCCGUUAACUGUGUGCGUCGAUCGCAGAAGCGUCGUCUGCCGCAGAGUACGCAGAAGGAGAGCAAGAUAAGCCGUACCCAACUAGAGCAAACAGCUGGAACAGCGCCAGAUUUGCCACAAAAGCAGCAAACCAGCUACAAACCCCACAAAUCUCUGUCUGCCAUACAGGAACAGCUGCAGCAACGUCAAAAGGAUAAGCCCAGAAAGCAAUUCCGCUGGAGCGAGUACCUCAAGUCAAAGGGCAAGGAUGUGGCAGCGCCCAUCCACCUGUUCCUCAAUCCGUUCCCCAUCAGUCCCAACUGCUUCGAGCUCGGCAUGAAGCUGGAGGCCAUCGAUCCGGAGAACUGCUCGCUCUUCUGUGUCUGCAGCAUUGUCGAGGUUCGUGGCUAUCGGCUGAAGCUAAGCUUCGACGGCUACUCCUCCAUGUACGACUUCUGGGUGAACGCCGACUCGCAGGACAUCUUUCCGCCAGGCUGGUGCGAUGAGACAGCACGCGUUCUGCAAGCGCCCAAGGACUACAACUCGGAGCGGUUCAGUUGGAGCCGCUAUUUGGUGAAAACGGGCUGCAAGGCAGCUCCGCGGGCGCUCUUUGGUCAUCUGAAUAUGCAGCAGCAGAUGGAUGUGCGCAACGGCUUUGCUGUGGGCAUGCAUCUCGAGGCGGAGGACCUGAACGACACGGGAAAGAUUUGUGUGGCCACAGUGACGGAUAUACUGGACGAGCGCAUUCGAGUCCACUUUGACGGCUGGGAUGACUGCUACGACCUGUGGGUACACAUCACCUCACCGUACAUCCAUCCCUGCGGCUGGCACGAGGGACGCCAGCAGUUGAUCGUUCCGCCGAACUACCAGAGGUCUGUCUUCAAUUGGGAUGACUACAUAUCAGAGGUUGGUGGAAUGGCCGCCUCCAAGGAGCUGUUCACACCACGCCAGCCAAUGGAGUACCAGGAACGCAUGAAACUGGAGGUGGUGGACCAGCGUAAUCCCUGUCUGAUUCGUCCGGCCACAGUGGUGACGCGGAAGGGCUACCGGGUUCAGCUGCACCUGGACUGCUGGCCCACGGAGUACUACUUCUGGCUGGAGGACGACAGUCCCGAUCUGCACCCCAUCGGCUGGUGCGAGGCCACCUCGCACGAACUGGAAACACCGCCUGGCUAUCUUCAGCCCAAGUCCUUGAUGCCCUGCGAUGUGGAGGGAUGUCGGGGCUUUGGCAACGCCAAGCGCUUCAACCUCAACGUCCAUGCUUUGCGGGAAUGCUGUCCGUAUGCGCCGGAGAAUUGGCGUCAGUGGCGCUCCAAGACGGUGAAGCCGCCGCGUGUGGCGCCCGAGAAUAUCAGACGUGGAUGGGCGAAGAAAGCAAAGCGAGCCAGUUCGGAGGCCAAGCAAGCCAUUAAGGAGGACUCCCAGCCAGAGAUUGUCCAGCCGAAGGUCGCGGAAAAGGUGCAAGCCAAGCGAAAGACGCCUACAUGUGAGGAGAAGGUUGUGAAAAAGCAGAAGCAGGAGGAUGCGGAGCAGGUGCCGGAUGAACGCUCCCUGGCCAUAGCCAGAUCCUUUGUGAAGGACUACGGACCACAGUUCCUGCCAAACUAUCGCCUCUGGCAGCUCAACAGCGGCUUCCAAUUGGACGACGUGCGAACCAAUCCGCUCCACUGGACCAGCUGGGAUGUGUGCGAGUACUUAGAGCGUGCCCUGGAUUCCACUGACAUUGCCAAGCUGAUCUUCGAGCAGGACAUCGACGGCAGAGCGUUGCUGAUGCUGGGGCGCAAGGAGUUGGACAAGUACCUGAAACUCAAAGUGGGCCCGGCCGUGAAGCUCUACUCCCUGAUUCUGAAUCUGCGUAUCGCGGUCAUCUGCAAGUUUGAUUCCAAUAACAUCGAACUGGAGAGCAAUACUGCUGAUCCGAUUCUGAGGGAGAUGAAUACACCUGUUCCUGCGAUAAAGCAGCUGCCGGAGCAGUCCCAGAGCAACGGCUACAAGGCGGACCAUGACCAGGAGCUCUCCGAGAGCGCGGACGACGAGGACGACGAAGACGAGAUGCUUGACAGCGAUGACUUUCUCAGCGUUAAGCCGAGCUCCCUGGUCAUUGACGAGGACGCCGAUGGCGAUGGCGAUUGUGAAUCCGACGGCGAUGUGGAGAUGGUGCCUCUGGAAGUGCGCACGCCCUUGCGCACGUCCUCCUAGGACUCCUACGAUACCAGGCAUACCGCUUCCGUUGAUUGAUUUAUAAGAUUUUGUUGCACCGGCCUCGGCCCCUUCGGGUAUUAUGUUUAUAGGUAGUAUUUAUUCUUUAAGCCGAUAUGAAUUAUUCGAUUUGUUUGUUUUUCGAUUCGUCAUCCAAUAAAUGAUCCCUCUAGAUAUGUA
Drosophila mauritiana is the source of this 5341-nucleotide messenger RNA. RefSeq lists its product as uncharacterized. The record is from RefSeq and is a predicted model, not a curated record. Gene Ontology annotation, biological process: regulation of DNA-templated transcription. Gene Ontology annotation, molecular function: sequence-specific DNA binding; zinc ion binding. Bases 749 to 5161 code for a protein of 1470 amino acids. Gene Ontology annotation, cellular component: nucleus. The transcript is spliced from 5 exons. NCBI's taxonomy places the organism in Eukaryota, Metazoa, Arthropoda, Insecta, Diptera, Drosophilidae.